GCAUGUAGCUCUCUUUCUUAUUUUGCCGUCCUCCGAUCUAACCUUGAAGUUCAUUUGCCACCGCAGUCGCCGCAACUCCUAACUCCCGAGUCUCUCCUUCCCCAUGUUCCGGGGUAGGAGUUCUGAAAGCGAAGACCCGCUCGCUCGUACCCCAUCAUGUCCGAACUGACUAAAGAGCUGAUGGAGCUGGUAUGGGGCACCAAGAGCAGCCCCGGUCUCUCUGACACCAUCUUCUGCCGCUGGACGCAAGGGUUUGUGUUUAGUGAAUCAGAGGGAUCUGCAUUAGAACAGUUUGAAGGUGGCCCCUGUGCUGUUAUUGCACCCGUUCAGGCAUUUCUUUUGAAGAAGCUCCUGUUUUCUUCUGAGAAGUCAUCUUGGAGGGAUUGCCCAGAGGAAGAGCGGAAGGAACUCCUUUGUCAUACCUUGUGUGAUAUAUUAGAAAGUGCUUGUUGUGACAACUCUGGAUCAUACUGCUUGGUUUCAUGGUUAAGAGGAAAGACAACUGAAGAAACUGCUGGUAUUUCUGGGAGUCCUGCAGAGUCUAGUCGCCAAGUGGAACCUUCUUCUGCCUUGGCUGUCGAAGAGCUUGGCUUUGAGCGAUUUCAUGCAUUAAUUAACAAAAGAUCAUUCAGAAGUCUGUCAGAAUUAAAAGAUGCUGUCUUGGACCAGUAUUCAAUGUGGGGAAACAAAUUCGGAGUAUUACUUUUCCUAUAUUCUGUGUUACUGACAAAGGGUAUCGAAAACAUAAAAAAUGAAAUUGAAGAUGCAAGUGAACCUUUGAUAGAUCCUGUCUAUGGACAUGGCAGCCAAAGUUUAAUUAAUCUGUUAUUGACUGGACAUGCUGUUUCUAAUGUAUGGGAUGGUGAUAGAGAAUGCUCAGGAAUGAAACUUCUUGGUAUACAUAAACAAGCAUCUGUAGGCUUCUUAACGUUAAUGGAGGCUUUAAGAUACUGUAAGGUGAGUUGAUUUUUAAGGUUCUUUGAAUGUUUUUCUGUUCACUUGUCCACUGUUCUAGAUAAUAUUAUGCCUAAAAGUUCAGCAAUGAUACGCCUUCAUGUAUUUAUGCCAGGUUUCUUAAAAGUUACAGUUGUGUCACCAG
Orycteropus afer afer is the source of this 1099-nucleotide messenger RNA. Its product is annotated as ubiquitin carboxyl-terminal hydrolase MINDY-3-like. The record is from RefSeq and is a predicted model, not a curated record. Gene Ontology annotation, molecular function: cysteine-type deubiquitinase activity; K48-linked deubiquitinase activity. Lineage: Eukaryota; Metazoa; Chordata; Mammalia; Tubulidentata; Orycteropodidae. Gene Ontology annotation, biological process: protein K48-linked deubiquitination.